AUGGCGACGGAGCGAGGAAACAGUAGCAAGGAGCUAAAGGCGGCGACUGGGGCACCAGAAAAAUCACAAGGCGUGGCCCAAGGAAUGGGAGAUCCUUUGAGUCUCCAAGCUUCUGAUCAUCCAGGUAUGAACCUAGUCUUAGCGCUUCUUAUAGGAUCAAACUUCAAAUCAUGGACCAGGGCGAUUAAAAUUGCCCUAGGUGCCAAGAUGAAGUUAGGGUUUGUCGAAGGAAUAGUUUCGACACCUAGCAAAGACUCUGAAGGUUACGAACAAUGGAAGAGAUGUGACUUCAUGGUCACAUCUUGGAUCCUUAACUCCAUCUCCAAGGAACUGGUGGAUAGUUUUAUAUACACUGCUUCAGCCAGAGAUCUCUGGUUAGAAAUAUGUGAAAGGUUUGGAGAAUGCAAUGGCCCUAUGAUAUAUGAACUACACAGAAAAAUUUCUCUUACGUCUCAAGAAAAUGCCUCUGUUGCUGUCUACUUUACUAAGCUAAAGAGACUUUGGGAUGAGUUGGGCUCUAUGGAGACCCUCCCUACCUGUACAUGUGGAGCCUCUAGGGCUAUAGCAGAAAUAACCAACAGAAACAGACUCAUGCAGUUUUUGAUGGGACUGAACGAGUCCUUUGGGUGUGUAAGGGACCAAGUAUUGGGAAUGGAUCCCUUACCAACAGUGAAUAAGGCGUACUCAAUGGUGGUGAAAUUUGAAUCUCAAAGGGAGAUUUUGGGAGCCAUGAGUGACAACUCUGAAUCCCUUGUGUUGUUGAACAAAACCUACACUCAAAGUCAGGCCAGACCAAGAAAGGCUGACAACAAGAAGGGACAUUGCACCUUUUAUCAUAUGAAUGGGCACACUCGGGAUGGGUGUUUUAGACUGAUUGGAUACCCUGAUUGGUUCAAGUCAAAGAACAAAAGUAACACACAAGGGGGAAAUGGAUAUGGAAACACCAGAAUUAUGGCUGCUAUAGAACAAAAUAAACCUGAAGAGGACAAUCCUCUUGAUUAUACUGAUACGUCAAGCAAGAUAAAUGAACUGACAUCCAUGCUGACCUCCCUAAAGCAAGAAGUUUCUCAACUUGUCAAAGGGAAAAGGAGCCUAGCUCCUGGGACAUGCCUUGAACCUGAGUCACACUUCAUGGACUUUGCAGGUAAUCCUAACCUUCAUAAAGCCUGUUAUGCACAAUUGGACACUAAUGAUAGUUGGAUCCUAGACACUGGAGCCACUAAUCACAUGUGCUCAAACAGCAGUUUGUUUAUCACUUUACAAACACUAAACAAGCACAUAUCUGUUUGCUUUCCAGAUGGGAACACAACACAAGUGACCCAAUCUGGAAGGCUAAACCUCUUUGGAAAUUACUUCUGA
This is a messenger RNA of Manihot esculenta (cassava), 1359 nucleotides long. RefSeq lists its product as uncharacterized. The record is from RefSeq and is a predicted model, not a curated record. NCBI's taxonomy places the organism in Eukaryota, Viridiplantae, Streptophyta, Magnoliopsida, Malpighiales, Euphorbiaceae. The transcript has a single exon. The coding region runs from base 1 to 1359 and encodes 452 amino acids.